Pungitius pungitius (ninespine stickleback) is the source of this 2677-nucleotide messenger RNA. Its product is annotated as ras-related protein Rab-19-like. Gene Ontology annotation, biological process: vesicle-mediated transport. Gene Ontology annotation, molecular function: GTP binding; GTPase activity. NCBI's taxonomy places the organism in Eukaryota, Metazoa, Chordata, Actinopteri, Perciformes, Gasterosteidae. Gene Ontology annotation, cellular component: Golgi apparatus. The transcript is spliced from 4 exons. The record is from RefSeq and is a predicted model, not a curated record. The coding region runs from base 680 to 1351 and encodes 223 amino acids.
GCGAGAGAGUGAGAGCAAAAGGGAGAGCGAGUAUAAGUCAGUAAAACCAGUAAAACCUGAUGACAGAGAGAGGCAAGGAAGCCCGUGGAGUAAAAAGAGACCACUGUGUGAUUGAAGAGCAGGUGGAUUGGACGGGAACCUGGAUUACAGACAAGUAUCUUUUGGCAAGUGUAUUUUGCUUUCCUUUUUCCUUAGAAGGACGGCUAACCAGAACCUGCGCAGGUGGACCUAAAGGAUGGCGUGUUUACUCAUACUUUCUCUUGCCUAAGGCCAAAAAGUGGGUCAACACCUGAGGAGCAGCUAAAAGGAGCAGCACAGACGGAGGCCGUUUUGUCCUACUAAAAGGGAGCAUGAUAAGGGACAGGCAGAUUGAACUGGAUUGCAGCACAGGAAAUUGAGAAUGCAGAAUUUUUAAGAAACCGUCUCCUUUUUAAUCUCUGAAAACAGUUGCUGCACAGUCCCUUGCAAUGUGUAGGCCUUGCAAACGAUUAAAUGAAUGUCUGCCACGGUAUAAACUUUGAAUAGCGGCAUUUUACAUGAUCAACAGCUGCUUCGACUGAAAGAAGAAACGGGAAAGUGUGCCUUUGUUCAAAGAUUAAACACAACCCAGCAUCUAUUGACCUCUAAGUCCACGCAUUCCAAGUGAUCCACAGCACAAGGGGAGAGCAUCACAUCCACCAUGCAGACCCCAGGACCCGAGCACAAUGACUCCUUUGAUUUCCUGUUCAAGAUCAUCCUGAUCGGAGACUCUAACGUAGGAAAGACCUGCUUGGUUCAGAAUUUCAAGUCGGGGAUUUUCUCAGAGAGACAGCAGAACACCAUCGGAGUGGAUUUCACCGUACGGACCGUGGACAUCGAGGGGAAAAAAGUUAAGAUGCAGGUGUGGGACACGGCCGGCCAGGAGCGGUUUCGCACGAUCACCCAGAGCUACUACCGCAGCGCCCACGGCGCCAUCAUCGCCUAUGACAUCACGCGACACACGACCUUUGACUCGGUGGCUCAUUGGAUCAAAGAGGUGGAUCUCUAUGGAGCGAACAACGUGGUGCUGGUUCUCAUAGGUAACAAAUGUGACCUGGAGCAGGAGCGUCAGGUUCUGUUUGAGGAAGCCUGCAAUCUGGCAAAGGACAGAGACAUACUCGCUGCUCUGGAAACAUCAGCAAAGGAGAGUCAGAACGUGGAGGAAGCCUUCAUCAUGAUGGCCAGAGAGCUGCUGUCUCGUAACGGCCUGAGUGUCCAGCGAGAGGACUCAAUAAGCAGCGACACACCUCGAGUUCUCCUGCGCUCCGACUCUCGGCCCAUCGAUGGCUUAGGAGCUGCCUACACUCCGCCAGAGAAGAACACCUGUUGUUGAUUCCAAAUUAGGACAAACAGGAAAGGGGAAGAAGAAGUUGAAAGACACAUUUGAUGAUAAAUGUUUGAGGAAGAGGAACGAGUAAAGAUCUAAAAAUGAAUGAGUGGUGAAUGUGGCACGCAAGGCAGUGUGAUUCUUCCCAAUGAGGAAGAUUCCGACUUUAGGAAAGUAUUAAAAAAUCAAUUCAGUGUAAUUCAGUAAGCUUUUACAGCUCAACACACCCAAAAGUCAUGUUAGCUGGUGCUACAAGGACACAACCAGAGCCUGUUAGUAUUGGGGACCAAUCUCUUUUAUUUGAACUAUUCCUGGUGAAUAUCUUUCGCUUGCUGUUUUACUGUUACUGUUUUUUAAGUUGGCACUCGCGAAAUUAAUUAAACGCCCGAAUGAAAAAUCUGAGACCUUUUUAUUACGGUGGUUAGACACCAGAAAAGAGUCGAGCAGCUCAUGCCGGGCCCAGCCAAGUUAUCCUUAACACUCUGAGUAACACUGUUGUUACCGUCCUUCUCACCCACGGGACCUCCUGCGGUGCUUCUACGCGGCGCUGUGAUCCUCUGCUGCCGUGCCCCCGGAUGUCAACUUCGUGGCCAACCAGCUGCAAGCCAAAAGUACUGCGAAUGUGCCUUUUGAAGACAAAAUAAUGUCUGACAUUGUCCUGACUGUAUAUAGUAGACUCUGGAUUUCUUCCUGAAAACCUCCUGUUGACCAUAGAAUUGUGAACACUAGAGGGCGCUGUGCUGUUGUACAUGAGCCGUAGCUGCAGGUCGGGUGAUUUAAAACGUUUGUGACUGUUCUAAGAAACAUACACACAAAUCUUUUCAGAUCAACUUAAAGGCUAAAUUUUGGUGGUUACUGUGCAGGACCUGAACUGAUUAUGUUCUUACACAGUGGACUUGCCUUAUUGAUGUCCUUGUCCUUGUCCCCAAAUCGGACGAGCAAUGAAAUUAAAUGGUCAUUAUAUGGCUAUAAAAUAAUUUGACUGUAUGUUUUCAGUUAAGUAUUGGAGAUAAAUUGUGGCAUGUGUUUUAGCGCAGCAAGGUAUGCAUUAUUCCGGUUUAAAAUGGUCUUGGGGGCCUAAAGCAUGACAUAACCAGGAAUGAGGAUGAUAAGAGUUUAUUAAAAAAAAGCAUCCAAAUUCCCUUCCUGUUUAGCAUGUUAAACCUUCUGAAUGCUGAACUAUAUUUCGUGUGGGGGACUUUCAGGGAAUAUUUGAUUUGCAUGCUAAAUGCAGAAGGUGUUCAUCGUCCUUAUUAGUCAGGUAUCAGGCCAGCCGAACAACUGAAGUGUAUCUGGAAAGUCACAUGAACAAAUUAAAACACAGAGAAACUG